UCACCUGCGCUCCAAACAGCGAGGCACGCGCGGUGCGUGGAUUAACAACGGGCGGUGUGGCUCAGAGCUCUGGGUUCCACAUGAGGCUGGAGGCCGCAGACAGGAUGGACGUGUUCAAGAAGCUGUGGAAGGCGAGGAAGCUGAUCCUGGUGGUCUUCAUCCCCCUGUCACUGCUUCCGCUGCCGCUCAUCCACCCCACCAGCGAGGCAUGCUGUGGAUACGUGCUGAUGGUUACAGCGGUCUACUGGGUGUCUGAGGUUGUUCCCUUGGGUGCUGCUGCUCUGGUUCCUGCUUUCCUUUACCCACUGUUUGGGGUUCUAAAGUCCAGUGAGGUUGCAGCAGAGUACUGCAAAGACACAACUCUCCUGCUAAUUGGUGUCAUCUGCCUGGCGGCGUCCAUCGAGAAGUGGAACCUGCACAAACGCAUCGCUCUGCGCAUGGUGAUGGUCGCAGGAGCCAAACCUGGCAUGUUGGUGCUGGGCUUCAUGUGCUGCACCGUCUUUUUGUCCAUGUGGCUCAGCAACACGUCCACCACCGCCAUGGUGAUGCCUAUAGCAGAGGCUGUCCUGCAGCAGCUCAUCUGCACUGGCCUGGCCGACGUUCACCACCACUCGGAAACCAGCAACAGCCCCGAGGAUGACAGCGGUGUUUCAGACAAAGAAGAAAACCUGGACAAAAACCAGAUGGAGCUUCUCUGUCACAGUGACAGCAGCAGCAGCAGCAUCCCUAAUCAGGAGCUUUCUACACUGAAGGAGACUGGGGAACCAAAUGGUUUGGCAGUUAGGCCAGACUUGAGCCAAGGGAUCAUCAAACUCACAAAUGGACACUUGCCUGAGGUUGCGAUUGAAAUUCCAAAUGUGAAGCGGGUGAAGAUGAGGAGAGACUCUCAGUAUCCAACAAAGACCGAUCACAUGGUCUGCAAAUGUCUGUCACUGAGUAUCACCUACGCUGCAACCAUCGGCGGACUCAUCACCAUCACCGGCACGUCAACCAACCUCAUCUUUGCUGAGCAGUUCAACACUCGUUAUCCGAAUGCAAAGGUGAUCAACUUUGGGACGUGGUUCAUCUUCAGUUUCCCCAUCGCCAUCAUCAUGCUGGUUCUCACCUGGCUGUGGCUCCACUUCCUCUUCCUCGGCUGCAAUUUCAGGGACACGUGUUCGCUGAGUAACAAACGCAAGACUCAGAGAGAGAUGAUGUCAGAGAAGAGGAUCCAUGAGGAGUACGCAAAACUGGGACCCAUCAGCUACCCAGAGGUGGUGACGGGUGUUUUCUUCAUCCUCAUGACUCUGCUGUGGUUCACCAGAGAACCGGGGUUCGUGCCUGGCUGGACGUCUCUGUUUGAGAAGAAAGGUUACAGAACUGAUGCAACAGUGUCUGUCCUCCUGGGUUUCCUUCUCUUCCUCAUCCCGGCCAAACGCCCCUUCUCCUCUUCCUCCAGCGGCAGAGAUAAAGAUGGAGACUCUGAAUCUGACCCACUGGCUCCCAUGAUCACCUGGAAGGACUUCCAGAGGCUGAUGCCCUGGGAGAUUGUCAUACUCGUGGGAGGGGGCUACGCGCUGGCCGCUGGCUGCAAGGUGUCGGGCCUGUCAGUUUGGAUUGGGAGACAGCUGGAGCCCAUGAGCGGUCUUCCUCCCUGGGGCGUCACCCUGUUGGCCUGUCUGCUGGUGUCUGUAGUCACAGAGUUCGCCUCCAACCCAGCGACUCUCACUGUGUUCCUACCCAUCCUGUCCACACUGUCGGAGACGUUGAACAUCAACCCCCUCCACACGUUGAUCCCCGCCACCAUGUGUGUGUCCUUCGGGGUCAUGCUUCCAGUGGGGAACCCCCCCAACGCAAUUGUCUUCAGUUACGGCCACGUGCAGAUCAGCGACAUGGUGAAAGCCGGUUUUGGGGUCAACCUGAUCGGCGUGGCGGUUGUGAUGCUGGCCAUUACCACGUGGGGGGUUUCCCUCUUUGACCUCACAGAGUUCCCAGUGUGGGCGAUGACUGGGAACAUCACCGGCAGUUUAUAACCACCAGAGGGCAGGACCAGCGGCAGAAGGAUUUUUGACACAACUGGGUCU
Thalassophryne amazonica is the source of this 2063-nucleotide messenger RNA. It is a transcript of the gene slc13a4, whose product is annotated as solute carrier family 13 member 4. Gene Ontology annotation, biological process: monoatomic anion transmembrane transport. The coding region runs from base 81 to 2012 and encodes 643 amino acids. NCBI's taxonomy places the organism in Eukaryota, Metazoa, Chordata, Actinopteri, Batrachoidiformes, Batrachoididae. The transcript has 17 exons. Gene Ontology annotation, cellular component: membrane. The record is from RefSeq and is a predicted model, not a curated record. Gene Ontology annotation, molecular function: transmembrane transporter activity.